AUGUAUCUUCAUCUCCACGUUAUUUUUAUCAUCUAUCCCAUUUCACAAAAUUUUAUUUAUGCACAUAACUUUUUUCAAGCACAAUUAUCACCAUCAACUCUUACAUCCGUACCGUAUUUAGACAGUGAAGUAGCUGUCUAUCAACAUAAUAAGAAUGGUUCACGUCUAGUUGUGCCCUCGUUGGUCGUACCAUGUCUCAAUCAGACACGUGUCUUUUAUAAUCCUCUGCAUGAAAAAUAUCUAUUAAAUCUUUCAUUAAUACUUUAUACAACUGAAUUGCUUACAACAAUUUUACAAUAUCUAUCAAAUACACUUAAUCGAUGUAGUCCACCACAAGAAAUAUGUGAAAUAAAAACGGUAUCAACUGAACGUCUUCGCGUUGCAUGGCAAAGACAAAACAAGUAUACACCGAAGUAUAACCUAGAUACAAGUUGGCGAUCGAAUACACCACGUCUGAAUAAAAUUGAGCUGCAUAUUGAAUUCUAUUGGAAUUCUGAUAAUAUACGUCCAGAUCGAAUUGUACAUUUAUUAAAUGAUGAAUUGAAGCAGUUACAGAAUAAAACUAGCCUUACAGAUCAAGAUCAGUCGUCUACUCAACAGCGACAAGAUCAAAAACAUAUUGGUCAGAAUCGUUCAUAUGACAGUUAUGAUAAUUCAGAAAAUGUAUCCGGUAAAACGGAUAGAUUCAAUGACCGUGCUAGUAGUAAUUCAACAGGACAAAAAAUUGUCGAUCAAAACAGUAAAGAUAAAUCACAAGCUAAUGCUUCUGGCCAAAGUCAAUCGAGCAGCUAUCAUCGUGACCGUUCAUCUGGUCACGGU
This is a messenger RNA of Didymodactylos carnosus, 819 nucleotides long. The record is from the annotation of a GenBank genome assembly. NCBI's taxonomy places the organism in Eukaryota, Metazoa, Rotifera, Eurotatoria, Philodinida, Philodinidae.